Messenger RNA from Oncorhynchus tshawytscha (Chinook salmon), 1633 nucleotides. Its product is annotated as H2.0-like homeobox protein. Gene Ontology annotation, biological process: regulation of DNA-templated transcription. The coding region runs from base 147 to 1247 and encodes 366 amino acids. The transcript has 4 exons. The record is from RefSeq and is a predicted model, not a curated record. NCBI's taxonomy places the organism in Eukaryota, Metazoa, Chordata, Actinopteri, Salmoniformes, Salmonidae. Gene Ontology annotation, molecular function: sequence-specific DNA binding; DNA-binding transcription factor activity, RNA polymerase II-specific.
GAAACUUCACUGUGGAAGUACUUAGACCAAAGACUAAAAUUUCAGAGUUGUUUGAUAGAGAUUUCUGGCACUUACAUAAAGACGGUAGCUUUCUCUGACUACACUUAACUAAAAGUUGUACCGAGGGGCAACAUUACGAGUUAAGGAUGUAUACGGCCGGACUCAACCCGUUUUACGCAUCGAAUUUUAGUCUUUGGUCUGCUUAUUGUGCGGGUGGUUUCGCUAUGGAUACAAUGAAGAAGCCCUCAUUUUGCAUUGCUGACAUUUUGCAGGUCGGUGAUGCUGAGAACAUCCCGGGAUCCUCGGCCCUCAUGACUCAUAUGGGACACCGUUCUCAGGUUCACGCCUCUGGAUCGCCAUUGCGUCCUUCACCAGUGGGGCCAGAGCAGUCGAUCUACGGUGGGAGAGUGAACCCCGGGUCUCCGUAUCACAGACACGGAAUACACUUAACUUCGGUAUCUAGAACGAGUCUCAGCUCCCAACAAGCUCCCCCACCUUCAAGCAAGGACCUCAAGUUCGGAAUCGAUCGGAUAUUGUCAACAGACUUCGACCCCAAAACAAAAGACAUAUCGUCUUUAAGAGAUCUCACGUCCAUUGUUAGCUCGAACCGUCAGUCAGGGAUCCAGCCAGCGAGCCAGUACUUCGCAUCCAUAGACCCGGGGAUGAGCGACGCGUCCUCCAUGAUGAGCUCACUAAACAGCGCCAGGCAAUCAGGGCAGCAUCAGUUUCAGGACACCUUUCCAGGUCCAUAUGCUGUCCUUACUAAAGACACGAUGCCACAGACGUACAAAAGGAAGAGGUCCUGGUCGCGGGCGGUCUUCUCCAACCUGCAAAGAAAAGGGCUUGAGAAACGAUUCGAAAUACAGAAAUACGUCACCAAACCCGACAGAAAACAACUGGCUGCAAUGCUUGGCCUAACAGACGCACAGGUCAAAGUGUGGUUCCAAAACAGGCGCAUGAAGUGGAGGCAUUCGAAAGAAGCACAGGCACAGAAAGAUAAGGAGAAGGAGACCCCGGACAAGUCACUGACAGAGGCCGAGUCCAAGGAGCCGGAAGAGUCCGAGUGUGAGAGCGAAGCAAGCGAGUCCGAUUUCGAGGAUGGACAGGAGGACAAGAGUGACAUGGACAUUUCUGAGCACAACAAGACUAGUGUGAUCAUGACCGGGGCCAUCCCUGUGAGUACCGAGGAGGCGAACUCAGUCAGUGCCCUUACAGAAGCUGUGCCAUCAUCGCAAAUGUUAAUAUGAGUGCACAGUCAAAAGUUAUUUUUUAAUGUAAAAUGUAUAAUUUAAUAUAAAUAUUAUUUAGAAAAAUUGAUAUACAGAGCGGAGUUGUCGUAAAGUGGAGGGCCAGUAGGAUACUCUACAGCGUGUAUGGGAUAUUUUGACUCCCUCCAUCUUUCACCUCUGUCAGUCAGUAUUAGGCGAUGUGCAUGACUUUUUCCUCAACUGAAGGAAAUAUUCUGUUGUGAAUUUUAAUCUGAACCACUUAUUCCGUGUCCUGCAAUCCAAAAACAUGACACAAUGUUACAUGUAAUUUACUGUGGAAGCGUUGAUAAAUAUUGUUGUAUUAUAUGUUGGUCAAUAAUUAUUUGCACUGAAAAUAUUGUAAAUAAAAAGUUUCUUACUUUUGA